Molecule: messenger RNA, 330 nt
Organism: Aspergillus ochraceoroseus IBT 24754
Lineage: Eukaryota; Fungi; Ascomycota; Eurotiomycetes; Eurotiales; Aspergillaceae
Product: 40S ribosomal protein eS28
Exons: 3
Coding region: 20-217 (65 amino acids)
Biological process (GO): translation; maturation of SSU-rRNA; ribosomal small subunit assembly
Cellular component (GO): ribosome; cytosolic small ribosomal subunit
Molecular function (GO): structural constituent of ribosome
Source: RefSeq, a predicted model, not a curated record
GAGUUCACUCUCUCUCAAAAUGGAUUCUACUGCUAAGCUGGUGAAGGUGACCCGCGUCCUCGGCCGUACCGGUUCUCGCGGUGGUGUGACCCAGGUGCGCGUCGAAUUCAUGGAUGACCAGACCCGUUCUAUCAUCCGUAACGUCAAGGGACCCGUCCGUGUUGACGACAUCCUCUGCCUCCUCGAAUCCGAACGUGAGGCCCGCCGCCUCCGAUAAACGAUUUAAACCACGUCGAACGGAAAGAUGGUUGUUGGAUGAAGGCCGGGGGCUAUUACGGGUCGGAUACUCAUGAUGAUCAUGAUAUGUUCAAGGGACAAAAAAAAAAGAAA